Molecule: messenger RNA, 514 nt
Organism: Sinocyclocheilus grahami
Lineage: Eukaryota; Metazoa; Chordata; Actinopteri; Cypriniformes; Cyprinidae
Product: CAD protein-like
Exons: 3
Biological process (GO): purine nucleobase catabolic process
Cellular component (GO): cytoplasm
Molecular function (GO): allantoinase activity
Source: RefSeq, a predicted model, not a curated record
UUUCGUGAUCCUACUUGGAAAAACUCAGUUUUGGGCCACAUCUGUUUAUGCUGUUGUACGUCUAAAAUUCUGAAGAUUGUAAUGUAUGUGGGCUUGGCAGGCACUGGGGCAAAUUGGUCAGGCUCCUCAUGUAAAGACUCAUAUAGACAGCAUGACCUCGCAGAAACUCAUCCGUUUACCUGGUUUGAUUGAUGUCCAUGUGCAUCUGCGGGAGCCUGGUGCCACCCAUAAAGAGGACUUCUCCUCGGGCACAGCUGCUGCCCUGGCUGGAGGAAUCACUAUGGUGUGCGCCAUGCCCAAUACCAACCCUGCCAUCAUUGACCCCAGCUCCUUUGCUAUGGCACAGAAGCUUGCAAAGGCUGGGUGCCGCUGUGAUUAUGCUCUUUUUGUGGGGGCAUCAUCAGACAACGCUACAGUUCUUCCAUCCAUUGCAAGCUCUACAGCUGGCUUGAAGAUGUACUUGAAUGACACGUACUCCACUUUGAAAAUGGACAAUGUUUCUCUGUGGAUGGAG